This is a messenger RNA of Symbiodinium necroappetens, 431 nucleotides long. The record is from the annotation of a GenBank genome assembly. Lineage: Eukaryota; Dinophyceae; Suessiales; Symbiodiniaceae.
AUGUACCAGGCUGCCGACAGCCCAGUUCACCACAUCUGGGGCAUUGCAAUCUUCGGAUUUGGCCUACUCUUUUGCUUCGGGUCCUCCACCUUGUACCAUUCCCUGUUCAUGUACCCGGUUACUGCGCGGGUCCUGCAGGUGCUGGACCAUGCUGCAAUUUAUUUUCUCAUCGCUGCAACGUACACGCCAUUCCUGCUCUUCUACUCGGACACACCAAUGCAUGGUGACCUGCUCAAAGCAGAGUGGAUCCUAUGCUGGCUGGGCAUCGUGACGCACAUCUGCUCUCAGUAUUUUGACUGGGGUACAUCUGUUCCCUACCUCACCGGCGAGCUGCUGCUGUACCUGGCCAUGGGCUGGGCGGCCGUGUUGGCCUGGGAUACUUUCAUGGCCCAGCUUCCUCAAGCUUGCUGGUCUUGGCUCAUGGCCGGUGG